AAGUAUGGAACUGUGGGAGAGCUUUCCCAAUCAACAGGAGGACACUGAUAGCUGUACAGAAUCUGUGAAGUUUGAUGCUCACUCGAUGACCACUUUGCUUCCUCCGAAUCCUAAAAAUGGCCCAACUCUUCAAGAGAAAAUGAAGUCUUUCAGAGCUGCACUGAUUGCCCUUUAUCUCCUUGUGUUUGUAGUUCUUGUACCUAUCAUCGGAAUAGUGGCAGCUCAACUCCUGAAAUGGGAAAUGAAGAAUUGCACAGUUGGUUCAGUUAAUGCAAAUGAUAUAUCUCCAAGUCUCGCAGGAAAAGGAAAUGACAGUGAAGAUGCAAUGAGGUUUCGAGAAGUCGUUAUGGAACACAUGAGCAACGUGGAGAAGAGAAUCCAAUAUCUUUCAGAUAAUGAAGCCAAUCUCAUAGAUGCCAAGAAUUUCCAAAAUUUCAGUGUAACAACCGAUCAAAGGUUUAAUGACGUUCUUUUCCAGCUAAGUUCCUUACUUUCCUUCAUCCAGGGACAUGGAAAUGUAAUAGUUGAAGUCUCCAAGUCAUUAAUAAGUCUGAACACCACACUGCUUGAUUUGCAGCUCAAUACUGCAACACUGAAUGCCAAAGUCCAAGAGAAUGCAUUUAAACAACAAGAGGAGAUGAGUAAAUUAGAGGAGCGUGUGUACAAUACGUCAGCAGAAAUUAAGUCUCUGGAAGAAAAACAAGUGCAUUUGGAACAGGAAAUAAAAGGAGAAGUGAAACUGUUGAGUAACAUCACUAAUGAUCUCAGGCUGAAGGAUUGGGAACAUUCUCAGACACUGAAAAAUAUCACUUUAAUUCAAGGUCCUCCUGGACCUCCAGGUGAAAAAGGAGAUAGAGGUCCCACUGGAGAAGUUGGUCCACAAGGCAUUCCAGGUCCAGUAGGUCCUCCAGGUCUUAAAGGUGAUCGAGGAUCCAUUGGUUUUCCUGGAAGUCGAGGAUUCCCAGGAUCAGCGGGGAAGACCGGGAGGCCAGGAAAUUCUGGACAAAAAGGCCAGAAGGGGGAAAAAGGGAGUGGAAGCGUGCUAAGACCAGCAUAACUCCCUGAUCAUAUUAGGGCAGGCCCCUUUGAAGAUCAGGUGGGUUGGGCGGGACACCCUGUGCUACCAUCUCACUAAAAGGACCUUCACCUCUGGACAAGUCACAGCACAACUGAUUCCAAGAUCCCUUUGUGGCUCCUCCAAACAACCUUGGUUCCCGAAUGGUGCCUGGCUUCCGCAUGCCUUCCUCCCCUGGUCCUUGGUACUGUUUGGGUCUCUGCUCCCUUGCUCAUACCUCUACCCACUCUAGCACCCCACCAUCACCGCCAUCCUGAGCUGGGACGCCUCCCAGGUACUGACUGGCGGGCUGUUCCUACCUUCCUCAGAGCUAGGCCAGGAGCCCUCUACCACCCACUCAUCUAGUGUCUUCUGAACCCAUCGGGUUCCAGGAGAAAUCUCAUGGAUACCGAUUAUAUGUGCAUUCUCUACCCUCAAAAAUACCAGUCUCAACCAGAGAUAGGGAUGCCCUAAAAAUAAUCCAUUUGUUCAUUCAGCAUAUGUUUAUUGUGUACCUCCUGGAGCUGGACUAAACUGCUUAUAAGAUAGCUAUUGUCCCUGGACUUCCUGAACUAAUUGUCCCAGGAAGACAUAGACAUGGAAACAGGCAGUUAUAUAAUAGAGCAGAGGUAUAUGGUGGGAAGGAACAGGGCUCCAUAGGUGUUCAGAGUAGGUCAAGAUUUUUUAAUUCCUUAGAAUUUUAAAAAGGUAAAUUGACUUUGAUUUGCUUAGUUUGCAUUUAUGUCUUCUUAUUCUCCAAUUUAUGGCAUAUUUGUUUUCAAGUUUUAUAGUGAGGUCUAGUGGAGCUGGGGCAGUUCAUUCAACAUUUUUGAACCAAAAAACAAAACUUGUUUCCUUAAAAUACCAAGCUGUUUCAAGCAACAAUAUUUUGAUCAUAACAAAAAAAAAUGCUGAAAAAAAAAGAUGAAAUUGUUUUAGUCUAAAAAGGUCUUUUCACCAGCCUGCUGCAUUUAGUAUCCUUGGUAAAAGCACAUGUAAAAAACAAAGUUCGUAAGUGUGCUAGUUACGUUAUUGAAUAAAAACUGUAAAAAAAAAAUUUUUUUUAAACACAACUCAUUGUACUUCAUGCUUUAAAUAUCCAGUAUAGAUCCUGGAGAAAAAUAAAUAUUUCAGUAGAACUGGAGAUAUUUUGUGUAGGUGAAGAAAGGGCUGACAGUGAGAAAGGAGAAAAUAAGAAAAGGCAAACAAAAAAAGGAAAAAUGUGGGAUUCCAUGUUAGUUUUGAAUGUCUCUCUAUUAAUCAACAGAUUGAAUUUUCUCAACUCUCCUUUCCUUCAAGGUUUAACACAUAGUCCCAGGAUUCACAACAUUAAUGUUCUAGUAGAAUUCUCAGUAGUGUCCCUAUGUAUGUCUCCCCACUUCCAUUCAUUCCCCAGUGAAAUGGGCAUCGUCUUGCCUGCCUCACUGGAUUGUUGUGAGGGUCACAUAAGAUAUUGUGUGUAUGCAGAUGCUCUGUAAUACUAUAAAGUGCUUUACACUCAUAAGGCAUAGUUCUCAGUGGUCGUGGUCUCUCUGAACUGGAGCUGCUCUUCCUCGCUGGUAUAAUGCAGACAUUUAAAAUCUGUAAUCAGGACAGGAGUGAGAGCCAAAUGAAAAUGCAAGAAGCUAAAUAAAUGUCAUGGACAAAAAGAGGUGCUGGAGAAUCAGAUAAGAUUUUACAUUAGAUAGAGCAACGCAAGUGUGACCAGAUCACAAAUCAAUGAGUUUGAGCCGAGCAAAAGAGCAUAAGUUCUAAAUAAAAGGAGUGACUAAACAGAGUGCACGCCAGAGGCCAGAAGCUGUCAACAGAGGUCAGAACAAAAUGUCAGGCUAAUAAAACGGGAGUUCCAGGCUCUGAGGAACAAAGUGUGAGCCCAUGACGCUGUUGAUGAAAAAGCUCUGAGGAGUGUUGAAACAAAUUAGAGUUGUCAGUGGUACUCUGGGUCUGUGCUGGCUUGAUACCAAAGUCUCCAGGAAAAAAAGGGGCAGAGAGGAAUCAGAUCAUCCUCAGUAGUAGCAAACUGGCAACGAUGACGAGCCAGUUAAAGCAAACACCUGAAGAUGAGUUGUAUCUCUUUGCCUGUGGUUUAAUUGGGUAGGACUUCCUACCCCAUUCUGUACCGGGGAACAGGCAGCACCUGGGAGCCCUCUUCUUCUGCAGCAGUACUUGGUCCACACUUGCCACUGACGGCCCUGAUCCCAGGGACCCUGGGGGACAAUGCCAGGGGGUUCGGUUCACCAGUUAUCUGACACCCCAGACUGCAAAGGGAUUCUUAAGUGUGUCAAAUACGAACCUGAACUUUCCAAAUUAGGGGAGAAAGGCUUUUUUCUUUAGACAGAAGUAGAGGCUGAAAUGCCCAGUUCAGAUGCACAAAUUACACCAAAUUUAAUAACAUAAUAAAAAGAAAACAAGUCUGCACCAAGUUCUAAAGCUUGUCCGAAUAGUUUGCUGUAUUCUCACCCUAACUUGAAAGUGUAUGUGUUUCAAGCAAACAGAAUUCCAGCCAUACAAUGAAACACUGUGUGAGGUUCUGUCCUCAAUAUACCAAUUACUAAUGUGUCAUUUGUUAGUGUUUUCUACUGUGCUUUUUACCCAAUAAGACUGUAAUUAGGAUGUGAAUUUAGAGUAAAUGUCUUAUUUUGAAACUCA
Messenger RNA from Delphinapterus leucas (beluga whale), 3703 nucleotides. NCBI's taxonomy places the organism in Eukaryota, Metazoa, Chordata, Mammalia, Artiodactyla, Monodontidae. The record is from RefSeq and is a predicted model, not a curated record.